GCUGCCUCCAUUGUGAGCCGGACUGAGCCACCGCUAGCGCUGUGCUGGGUUGUGUUUCCCUACCGUCCCUCUGUGCACAGCCAGGGGGGCUUUCUCUGCGGGCUGACACUAGCUCCCGGGGCAGCCCCAGGCUCUAUCGCCACCAGCUCCUGAGCCGCAUACUCCAGGACACCCUGAAACCUGCUCACGACCCUUCCAGGGGCCCCCGGAUCCCUGGUUGAGAACCUCUGCUGUAUAGCAUAGGUCAAAGAAGAUCACCCAGUGAUUACUGCAUUGAGGCCAAUAACGUGUGGCUGAGCUAGAGAGUUCUCUUUUCUCUUCUCUUCUAAGAAAGAGCAGGUGACAGGACUGUGAGUGACAACAAAGCAAGAGAAUCUUCAAAGUCUUGCUGGAGAGGAACUGCCUAAGAUGUUUCCAAAACGAUCCAAAGGAAAUGUAUCUCAGAAACUAGACCAAGGAAAAUCCCUUAAGAGUCAGGGUAGGUCAGAAGCACAGCAGCAAAACCCUUCAGAGGAGAGAGAGAGUAAAUCAACCCACCGUGGGAGAGGUGUGAGAAAACGCAAAGACACUAUCGUCCGCCAGAGAACAUAUGCAGGGGAGAGGCCCAACAUCUGCAUUGAGUGUGGGAAAAGCUUCACCCAGAGCUCAGACCUUACAAAUCAUCGGAGAAUCCACACAGGGGAGAAACCUUAUAAAUGCAUUGACUGCGGGAAAAGCUUCAGCAUCAAUUCAAACCUUAUCCGUCACCAGAGAACCCACUCUGGGGAGAGACCCCACAGCUGCUCUGACUGUGGGAAAAGCUUCACAGACAAAUCGACCCAGACCCAGCACCCGUGCGUCCACAUGGGUGAGAAGCCCUAUAAAUGCAUUGACUGUGGGAAGAGCUUCAGCCACAGCUCCCACCACAAGAGACGCCUGAGGAGUCCUCCAGGGAAGAAGCAGGACAAAUGCACCGGGCGGGACAGCGCUGCCAUUGGGAAGGUUAAAAAAACUAAAACCUCAAAGAAGAAAACCUCGACCAUUGAGAUCCCCAUCACAUGUGCCGAGUGCUGGCAAAGCUUCAGCCAGAACUCGGACCUGGUCAAACACAUGAGGAUCCACACAGGAGAGAAACCCUAUGAGUGUACUCACUGUGGGAAAUGCUUCAAUGUCAGUUCAAACCUGAUCAGACACCAGAGGAUCCACACAGGAGAGAAACCUUAUGCAUGCUCUGACUGCGGGAAAAGUUUCACUGACAAAUCUACCCUGACCCAGCACCAUCGGAUCCACACGGGAGAGAAACCUUAUGAGUGCAUUUACUGUGGGAAAAGCUUCAGCCGCAGCUCCCACCACAAGAGGCAUCAGAGAACCCACACAGGAGAGAACCCUGUGUCCUUCCUGCCUUUAUGGCCCUACCCCACUCAAACAUGUUAGGAGUUGGAGGAGGGAAGAAAAGUCCAUUAUAGCAAUAGGAGGCGGUAGCUAGAGGAGAUUGGAGCUGUGUGCUUGUGGGAUCUGCUUUCUGGUUAGUGGGGUGGUGAGUAGUGGGAGGGAACUGGCAUGGCUUUUUAGCAGGGAUCGUUAGGGGAGGGUGCUGGUUCUUGGGAGAAUCGGUUUUAGUGGUUGGGACUAGGGCUGGUGUUGGGAGGGCAAGUAGCUGGUAGGAUAAGGGGUGGGGGAGUGUGUUGUUAAAUGUUUACUAUUGGCCUGUGUAGAAUGGAUUGUAGGUUUCUUGCCAUUUCCAGGUAGGAUGAGUGUCUAUGCCCCUGAGAACACCAGCGGGACUAACCCAGACUGGACUCACUGUGGUAGAGGCCACGGGGACGGAGUGGGAUCCUAGAAGUGGUUCUCCCAGGAGAGGACUGUGGCACAGCUUUCACACUAUGUACACCAAGGGCCUCUCUCCAGCAGCAGCACAUUCACAUCUAUUUAACUAGUUUCGGUCAAAGGCAAAUGAGGCCAGCUCCCUUUCUGGUGUUAGAAAAGGAAAUUCUCAUUCCUACCUUAAACAGACUGCUCAGUUACCACCAUUCCCUUCCUUUCUCUUCUGGAAUAGACAUUGCUGUGCUAGCCCAGCAGUUGUACAUGGGGACUCUGUAUGCGCUGUAGAACAAAUAGUGAUUAACAAAAUGUUUAAACCAAAAAUCACUUCCAUUUCUUUGUUCUUGUGGUUCUUACUGUCUCCGGGCUGUAAUCUUUCUUCUGUUCCCCACCCCAAAUGUAAUCAGUUCAGGGAAUUCAUGGCACUGUUGGCAGAAUUCAGGUGACCUGUGAGCUGAAGAGGUCACUGGGAGUUAAUGUGGCUCCCCAUCCCAAGAGGCUAGACACGUCCAGAGGGGAGCAACCUGUCUCCUUCUCCCCAGCAGCAGCUGCAGCAUUGCUCUUUUCUCUCUGGAUCAUCAUUCUCUACCAAGAGGUGCAGAACUGGACUCCUUCAGACAUCUUAACCUGCCUCACACUUUCCAGUCAGUUACCC
Molecule: messenger RNA, 2455 nt
Organism: Gopherus evgoodei (Goodes thornscrub tortoise)
Lineage: Eukaryota; Metazoa; Chordata; Testudines; Testudinidae
Product: zinc finger protein 436-like
Exons: 3
Coding region: 409-1413 (334 amino acids)
Biological process (GO): regulation of transcription by RNA polymerase II
Molecular function (GO): RNA polymerase II cis-regulatory region sequence-specific DNA binding; DNA-binding transcription factor activity
Source: RefSeq, a predicted model, not a curated record